GAAUUGAACAUUCAAAUACUCUCUCUUUCUCUUUCUCUCUCUAAAUCUUCCUUUGCUUUCUCUCACUAACUACACCCACUCCACUCUCCCUCUCUCGACGUCAAUAACGGGUCUCCAUUAAUACAUACUCUCUCUCACACACAUUAUUUCACCCAUCCAUUCUCAUCCCCACUCCGUUGCUUGCUAACUUCUUCUUCUCUUCUCUUCGCGCCUAUCACGCUCCACCCUAGGGUUUUCUUCUCGAUCUGCAUUUCUUCUUCUUUCAUGUUUCCUCUUCAUUAUGGACAAAAUCAAAUCUCAUCGCACCAAUUCCAAACUUCAUCUUCCUCAAGGGAACGAGCAGAUUCAUAGACAGCGACAAUUUCCCGAUUUAUCUCCUGAUUCUAGCUCUUCCAGUGGUGGGGUUGCAGAGAAAGAUUCGUUCUCAUUUAAAUUUGGGUGGAAAUCUUCUAAACAAUCUGUUGGAACUCCUAUUAAGAAGUUAUUAGCUGAAGAGAUGUCGCCAACAGCCGAAUCCAAGAGAAGAUCCCCUGGUGUUAUAGCCAGAUUGAUGGGUCUUGAUGGGCUUCCAUCUCAGCAGCCUACUAAUAAACAGCACAAAGAUCCACAGAAGGCAAUGCUGUCAGAGAAAACUCGAAGCAGGGGCAUGGCAAAUGAUGGCCGAUCAUCUAGGAGAAGCUCAAGAGAUCAGCAAGAAUUCAAGGAUGUAUUUGAGGUCUCAGAGAUCCCAAAGGCAGAGAGUGGUAGGUAUUCAUCUGCAGAUUUGAAGGUCAAUGAAGCUGAAAUGUCAUUCAUUGAGCAGAAGUUCAUGGAUGCCAAACGCCUUGCAACUUAUCAGGAUUUUCAGUCUUCAAAGGAUUUCCAUGAUACACUUGAGGUUUUGGACUCUAACAAGGAUCUUCUGCUAAAGUACUUUAAGCGGCCAGAUUCUUUGUUCAAAAAGCAUUUGAAUGAUCUGCAGGCUACCCCUCUCCAAUCACAUUCCGGUCAUAUAGAGCCUACCAAUAUUGAGAACUUUGAACAUGAUUUCACUUGGAGGUCGGAUAGGGAGACAGCACAGUUGAAUUACAAAAGAUUUCAUCAGAAGCAUCCCAAUGGUCAUCCUUGCCAAUUUGACAAAAGGCGCGUGAUGCAUAAUUCUCCAAGAUCAUCAAAGCACCACUUUAAGGGUAGCCAUGAACAAGGUGCAGUUGCAACAAAGAUUGUUGUACUAAAACCUAAUAUGGGAAAGUUGCAGACUGGUACAAGAAUUGAAUCAUCACCUUGUUCUCCGCACAAUUUUCUGUCAGAACAUGGAAGUCAUGCUGAAUUUUCAGAUGUCAGAUUUCGAGAUACUGAACUGUAUAAAAAAAUAAAUUUGCCUGACAGUGCCAGAUCUUUUAGGCACAAUUCUUUGGAAUCUAUGGAAAUUGCAAAGGAAGUCACUCGGCAAAUGAGAAACAGUUUGAACAAUGGUUGCACCAUGUCUUCCUCUUCUAGAUUCAAAGGUUACUCUAGAAACGAUAGUUCAAGCAGUGUUUCUGGUAACGAGUCUCCCGAGGAAUCAGAGGAAAUUACUGCAACUUUGGGUGACCCGUUUGACUUGAAUAAACGAAACAGACGGUCACCGCGUUCUAGUGGAUCAUCUGUGAGUAAAGAGGCAAAGAAGAGACUAUCAGAAAGGUGGAAGAUGACUCACAAGUCUCAAGAGGUGCAAGUCGUCAGUAGAAGCAGCACACUGGCUGAUAUGCUAGCGUUCCCUGGUAAGAGAAUGAAGGGUACAAGUUCUGACAGCAUGACUACUGGGGAUAAGUUUGCUCGCAAUGGUGAACCUUCUGGGUGGGUUGAACCACUGGGUAUCAGCAGUAAAGAUGGUUGGAAGGAUGGAUAUAUUGGAAGUUUGUCGAGAUCAAAAUCUCUUCCUACUUCAUCUACCGCCUUUGGAAAUCCUAGAUCAUUCUCGUGCGCCGAAGCACUUCGCAAUGAUCGAUAUAUGGUGCCAAAGGAAUCCCUUAAAAGGGAGAAGAGAAGAGCCACAAAGAGUCUUGAUCAUAGGCAUGGAACGUAUACCGGAAGCACAAAAUCUGGUCACAAGAAGUCUUGGUCUUUGCUUUCAUUGAAGCAGGAAAAUAAUGAGUUUUCUCUGGAUGUAAAUGCUGUUCAAAAUAGCAUAGAGAUGAAUCUUUGGGAAGAUUCUCAAAAUGUAGAGGUUCUGGCCCCCGAAUGCUUUGAUGAGGCCCUCAGAGAUACAAGUUCUGUUAGUGAUGAUGUUGCUGAUGUCGCAAAUAAAAACACAGUUGGGCCUUCUGAAACUUCUUUGGAUAAGGUGCUUCCCGGAUCAUCGUCGAUAAAAGGUGACAGUAGUGUUGUUGACAAAGACAAUUCAAUGCAAGAGGACCUAUCAGCUGGUGGUGGAAUUUCCGUCCCAUCUGAAGCACCUGUACCUGAAUCUCCAUGCAGUAAAGAUGCUGAUCAGCCCAGUCCAAUCUCAGUUCUAGAUCCUUCUUUUACUGAUGAUCUGUCUUCUUGUUCGGAAUGUUUUGGAAGUGUCAGUGCUGACCUACAAGGGCUUCGAAUGCAACUCCAGUUGCUGAAGUUGGAAUCUGAAGAACAAGUGGAGGGACCUAUGCUAGUUUCAAGUGAUGAAGAUAGUGGGGAAACAUCUGCUGGAAUGUUAGCAGGCAAUGGAUUAUGCAGAACUGAAGAUAGCUGGGAGUCUUCUUACAUUAUUGAUGUGUUGUCUGAAUCUGCUAUUGUUGAAACUCAACCUGACACUAUUUUGGAAGUUUGGCAUUCUCUAGAACGUCCUGUGAGUCUUUCUGUGUUUGAAGAACUUGAAGAGAGGUACGGUGAUUGGACUACUUGUUCAAGGUCUGAAAGGAGGUUGCUUUUUGACCGUAUAAAUUCAGGAAUUGUCAAGCUUCACGAGCAAUCUGCUGAUGCACAACCAUGGGUCGGCAACACAACCAUAAAUUUUGGAUCAAAAAGGGUUAAUAAUGGGCUUCAAGAUGGUCUUUUCCGGAUGCUAGGGAACCGAGGAAAGGUAGAGGAUGAUGCGUUGGGUAAGGUGCUGAUUGGGGAGUCUCAAUGGUUAGACUUGAGAAAUGGUAUUGAUGUAAUUGGAAGAGAAGUUGAGAGAUUGAUUUUAGAUGAUUUAGUGACAGAAAUAGUCGGUAUCUAAAUUUUUGUAACCCGAGAGUAUAGUUGUCCUUAGGAUGUUUCCUGGUGAUGUAAAUCAAGUAGGGCAAUGUUAAUUUCAUCAGAAGAUGAAUAAAUGGAUAAUUUUUUUUUUGUUGACAAAAUGGAUGAUAAUCUGUUUACUCUGCAUUUAUGA
Cicer arietinum (chickpea) is the source of this 3313-nucleotide messenger RNA. RefSeq lists its product as uncharacterized. NCBI's taxonomy places the organism in Eukaryota, Viridiplantae, Streptophyta, Magnoliopsida, Fabales, Fabaceae. The record is from RefSeq and is a predicted model, not a curated record.